AUGGAGCUCAUUGCGGCCACCAACUUCGGACUUGGCCUUCUGGUCCUGUUUGUGCUGUCCGACUGCUCCUGCGGGGCGCGAGGCGGAGGUGAGUUCCUGGGCGCGGCGCGCGAGAAGACAGAUGCUCUUUCUCCUGCCUUUGAAUUCCCCAUCACACCAAAGCCCAAUCCCGGAGAACCAUGGUGUGAGAUUCGAGGCAAGGUCAAUGGAAACACGUUUCUGUAUUACGCCUGUGGGAACAAGAAGGUCGAAGUCUUUGGUCCUCUGGGGAGGAAUGUGAAUGACAUAGUGUUUUGGGAGAGACAGACCGAAACUCUGAAAGACCUGGCAGAAGAGCUCAAGAAGAAACUACUUGACUGGAAAGCAGCGGAUUUUACACCCAGUGACUCUCUCUCCCUGCAGGGCAGGAUGGUGUGUGUGCGUGGGGACAACGGACGCACCAGCGGAUCCUGGGAGUUUCACAUCAAUGAACAGAUGUCCUACUUCUUUAACUCAGAGAGUGGAAAUUGGACACUUUGUCCUAGAGGCCGACAGAUAAAGGCCUCAUGGGAGAGUGACAGAGAUUUGACCAAUUCCCUCAUGAAGAUCUCAGUUGGAGAUUGUAACAAGUGGCUUGAGCGAAUACUGAUGCACUGGGAUGAACUGUGGGAGACAACAGCCCCGCCAGGCACGCAGCAAGUCACGGCCCAGUCCGGGGCCACGGCCCUCAGACCCAUCACCUGGAUCCUCCCUGUGAUUCUCAGCCGCUUAAUCAUAACUCGCAUCCAGGCAGAGUCUUUUAGAGUGACAGGCUGCUGAUUAUACCAGGAAGCCCCCGAGAGCGUCGUCCCGCUUAGCGACUCUGUUUUGCUAGGCUCCCUUUGGAUCACUUGCUGUUCGUUUUUAGACCAGACUUUAAGAAUCCAGCGACGUCACCAACUUCCAGCUAUUACAAAGCCAUAAUUAUCAAGACAGUAUGGUACUGGCACAAAAACAGACACUCAGAUCAAUGAAAGAGAAUAGAA
Molecule: messenger RNA, 1004 nt
Organism: Lynx canadensis (Canada lynx)
Lineage: Eukaryota; Metazoa; Chordata; Mammalia; Carnivora; Felidae
Product: UL16-binding protein 1-like
Exons: 5
Coding region: 1-798 (265 amino acids)
Biological process (GO): positive regulation of T cell mediated cytotoxicity; antigen processing and presentation of endogenous peptide antigen via MHC class I via ER pathway, TAP-independent; immune response
Cellular component (GO): external side of plasma membrane
Source: RefSeq, a predicted model, not a curated record